Daldinia loculata is the source of this 2850-nucleotide messenger RNA. RefSeq names its product cytidine deaminase-like protein. Gene Ontology annotation, molecular function: tRNA-specific adenosine-34 deaminase activity. The transcript has 4 exons. Gene Ontology annotation, biological process: tRNA wobble adenosine to inosine editing. The record is from RefSeq and is a predicted model, not a curated record. Bases 559 to 2502 code for a protein of 647 amino acids. NCBI's taxonomy places the organism in Eukaryota, Fungi, Ascomycota, Sordariomycetes, Xylariales, Hypoxylaceae. Gene Ontology annotation, cellular component: cytoplasm; nucleus.
AACAAACUAGCGCGAGUUAGGCAAUUAGCUGCUUUAUUUAUCCCAAGCGGCAGAAAAUUCUCAGCCGCGCCGCUGCGACAUCUUGCCUUGUCGUGAUAUAUAAAAUAGCUUUUUUCACCUAUUAACUUCAGCUCAGUCAUGAUUACUCGCCUGCAUCAUAGCUCACGGCUUUCUCAUAGAUGUGCUACCUCGUCCUAUCCUCUAACGACAUGGAGAUGGCCUGGUAAGGAAGAGAUAUAGCGACAUAGCGAUAUAGCGACAUAGCGACAUAGCGAUAUAGCGAUAUAGCGAUUUCAUAGAUGCACGUUCGUUUAGGAUCCUGAAUCCUUUUGAGGCUUAUGCAGGUCUUGCCUUACCAUUCAUUGGCGGUCGGCAUUGCUUCGUCUCAUGAUUAGCUGCUUAUCUCAUUCGGCAUUCGGCUCAGCUAGUGGUGACGGCAUCACGAACAUUUUAUUUUAUUUGGGUAGGAAGUUGUAGUAAUUGGCGGUAUUUUUUAUCGAUUUAAGUUUACCUAAAGAAUUAAAAGUAUCAUAAGGAAAGCACGGGAAGGAGGAAACAAUGGCGGGACACAAGAUCUUAGGUUACGCCGCGAGCCUCUGGCAGACCUGGCAGGCGCUGUUUGCGUCUUUCAUCCAACUCUACGCCCGCUUCUUUCCCUUCAACUCGACACCUGACUCAGGCCGGACAACGCAGCAACAAGCAUCAACACAUCCACAACCUUCAACACGCUCAGAUUCACUAAACUCAAACUUUUCAACAGAGCAAAAAAAGCCAGAUUCCUCUUUAUAUUCACCUUCUCCCUACACCCAAACCUCCCAACUACAUCAAAACUCUUCCUUCAUAGAUCUCGAACAAGGUCUGGACUCUUCAUCCCAAGACGAUACCAUGGCGCAGUCUAAGAAACGUGGCCAAAAGCGAGGCGGCCACAAAGGUUCUGGUCCAAAGUCUGCUGGUCCUAAUGCUUCUAAUGCCCUUAAUGCUCCUACCACUACUCAAUCAAACAGCAGCAUCGUCGCCAACAAACCUACAUCUAGCCAAAACCAUGCGUCGCCUCUUGGACAGGUCGGUGUUGCUCCCGUUGCGAAUCAAGGUGACACUAAAGUCAACUCUCAUCAACCCGAUAGUCAAAAGCCACUCGGAGCUAAAAUAGGCGGCCAAAGCCGUGGCCUUCCACCUCCUAGUCCCCUUGUCGACAGUAGAAGAGAGAAUGCUCCCCCUCACAAUCUGUCGUCCACCGUCUCCCAAUCUCAGCCGCCUACCCCAAAGCCCCUCCUUGCGGAGGGCCGGGUUCAAGUCCAGAAAACGGGUACCCGCAGCCAGCACGUCACCGCAGCCUUUGUUUCUUCUAACAAGUCUGCAAUGGAAGAUAAUACUCCCCAGAAUACGCAAGUCGAAGAGGUCGCCUCCGGAAUUAACUGUCUUACCCUUGAUGAUAUUUCCGGUAGUGGACAGCCCCCUGAGCCGGGACAUGCUUCUGCAGCGGCCGCUCCUAAUGCCUUAGCCGCUCCGAUCAUGGUUGCCUUACCUCCCACUGAUAAGGCCGCUGCUCCGAAAUCUCCUUCACCUCCAGUUCCUAGUCUACCUGGACUAGUCGAACCCAAGACAGAGGAGGGACGAGUUGAGCGGGCGUACCAUCUCAACUUGAUGCAAGAGGCACUUGCUAUGGGUAAUCUAGCUCUAAAUACCAACGAGACGCCAGUAGGCUGUGUCUUGGUCCAUAAUGGAAAAGUUAUUGCUAAAGGAAUGAAUGCGACAAACGUUACUCGCAAUGGGACUCGUCAUGCUGAAUUUAUGGCCUUGUCUGCCCUACUUUCCCGGAAAGGGCCUGAAGAUGUCAAAGAAGUUGGCACCAGCCCAGCUCUGGAUGAUCCUAGCUGGGAGGAUGUAGAUCCGACAGACAGUCAUAUCUAUCCUUAUGGCCAGAAGCUCCAUCCUGCCCCGGCGAUUAGUCGCAGCAUCAUAUCCGAGUGUGUUCUCUACGUUACGGUUGAGCCCUGCGUCAUGUGUGCCUCUCUUCUUCGCCAACUAGGCAUCAAGAAGGUAUAUUUUGGUGCUGUCAAUGAUAAAUUUGGUGGGACCGGAGGCGUUUUCAAAAUCCACCAAAACUCCAAGCCCGUUCCGAAGCCAGCAGACCGUCCCUAUCAAAAUGGAUAUGGUCCUCAAGACGCCAGUCGUAUCUGCCAAGGCAAAGCUACUCCCAUCCCGAGAGAUGAGGAUGACGGUGACGGCGGCAAUGUGGAACCUGGAUAUCCGGUCGAAGGUGGUUAUCUUCGUGACGAGGCUGUCUCACUACUCCGACGAUUCUAUGUCCAGGAGAAUGGUCGAGCUCCCCAACCUCGCAAGAAGGAGGGCAGAGCUGCUCGCUUGUUCGCCAUGGAGAACCAGGCUAAGAAUGGCGGGAGUGCUUCUGAGUUUUCGGAUGGCGGUGGCCCCGUUGAUAAUGAGGCGGCAGCCGAUGAUGGUGAGGUCAUGGAGAUGACUAAUGAUACUACGAACAUUUAACUCACCAGCUCCCGAUAUCCGAGAUAUCUCUUACGCCUUUCCGAGUACAACAUACAACAUGCGCAUAACACUGUAACAAUAUUCUAUUACGAUAGACUCGCGUCAGAUUCCCACAAUUGCAUGGAUAGGAGUAUUCUCCCCGGUGUUUCUGGUCUCUUUUCUCUCAGUCAACAGUACAUAUCACAGGCGGGCGCGGUCAGCAUAGUUUCGGAGCCGGCAUACAAGAGGACUGAAGAUGACUUUGAUUUGUCUCGUAACAUGAGGGCAUUGUAUGUAACUGUCUAGACGCGUUGAUUCUUCACAGAUAGUCGCAUUAGUUUUCAUGCUUAAUUGAUACCUAUAGAACAA